UGUGUGUCUGUAUUUUUUAUGUGUGAUUGGUGAUUGGAGCAAUCAAGUGAAUGGAGAAGACGACUUUAUGCUUCUUGCUGGCCCUCUGACUGAGAAGAAUCACAGAACCUCCAGCAGUGAGGAAAAUGUCUUUGACUGCAGUCAUCCCAUACCAGCAGCUUCCAAGCAGUAUUUUAAGUACCUCCAGACCAAAGGAGUGACCCACUUCAAAGUGCCGCUGUCAUGGGCAAAACUUCUUCCUAUGGGCCUGACCAGCAAGCCUCAACAGGCUGUGAAAAGGUGUUACCAUACCCUGCUGAAGAACCUGCAGGAGGAGGGCUUGCAGCCUCUCAUCAUUCUUCAUGGAUCAACAGUUCCAGAGUAUUUGAGGUCCAGGUAUGGAGGCUGGGAAAGUCAGCAGCUGCUAGACAUGUUUCAGCAGUAUGCUGAGUUUGCUUUGAGAGAAUUUGGCCAAAUGGCAAACUCAUGGGUGACAUUUAGUGACCUGGAUGAGAUUUUGCGUGAAGGACAUGCUGUAGAUGGUCACACUCCUCUCCAAAAUAUCCUUCAGCUCAACAAGAAGAUUCAUGAGUUUUAUCAUCAAAACUUUCCAUAUGAAGGGAGACGUCUAUCAUUUGGCCUGAAUCCAAAACAUGUGGAUCAACUUUCCAAUCUUAAAGCUUUCASAAACGUGGAUUUCUUAUCCGUGAAUCUUGAAUAUAACUGUGCCUCCUCAAAGAGUUUUGCACAAGAGUUGAGAAACUUGAAGACAUCUACUGGAAAUUUGCCAAUCUUGCUAUAUAAGAUGCCAGUUCGUGACUGUAUCCCAAGUGAACACCAGCUUCUUGGAGAUUUAUUACAAGUUUUAUGGAGCAACAGUCUGAAUAUUAUGGGAUGUGACAUGAAGAAUGUGUUGGAUGAGUUGGACAUGCAGGAUUCUCCAGUCAGCAGACCCGAAUUCAAGAAGAGUCAUAAAAACAUCUUGCAUAAAUUUGGAGACCAAGCCAGCGAUGAUAAAGAUCUGUUCCUCACUAAAGCCUUUCCCCUGGGCUUCCAAUGGGCAACGUCAUCAGAAUCUUUCAAGGUUGAAGGUGGUUGGUUGGAAGGGGGAAAAGGAGAGACUAUUUGGGAUCGGUUUGGUCAUGAAGGUCAAGCUUUUGCAAAUCACACUGCUGAUCUUGCUUGUGACAGUUACAACAAAGUUGAUAUAGAUGUCUACCUCCUGCGAGGUCUUGGAGUCAACACCUACCAGUUCUCCAUUUCCUGGGCCCGUAUAUUCCCCUCAGGYUACAAAGACAGCCUGAAGGAAGAAGGAGCUCUCUACUAUGACAAUCUGAUCAAUGCUCUUAUUGAAUCUGGCAUACAGCCUGUYGCCACUAUCUACCAUUGGGAUCURCCUCAGGCUCUCCAAGACAAUGGUGGAUGGACCAACYCUUCCAUUGUUGCAGYUUACACAGACUAUGCAGCCUUCUGCUUCCAUAGAUAUGGAAACAGGGUCAAGAGCUGGAACACAUUCAGUAGUCCCUGGGUGGUGAGCCAUGCUGGAUAUGGCACUGAAACAAAUUAUCUAGCCGUUAACAAUGUGCCCAUUUACAUAACUGGGAAUGGCAUGCCAACAGAUGACAGUGGAGACACCCUGAAUGAUGUUAGUAGAAUUGCGUACAUGAGAGGUUACAUCAGUGAGGCCCUAAAAGCCAUUGAACUCGAUAAAGUGGAUGUGCAGCGAUUCACAGUGCAAUCACUUAUGGAUGGAUUUGAGGGAAAUAAAGGGUACAGUGAAAGAUUCGGACUUCACCAGGUUAAUUUUGUAGAUGGAUACAGACCAAGAACACCAAAACAAUCAGCAUAUUUCUUUGCUCAGAUCAUUGAGCAAAAUGGUUUUGUUUCACAAAAACAAGAUCAUUUUGAAGGUGUGAAAAUAUCACCACCUCGCCGCUCCACCCCACUGCCACCCUCAGACGUCCCAUCAGCAUCAAAAGUUGUCUGGGAAAAAUUUACGCCACAGAAAAAGUUUGACAGACAAAUGUAUCACUAUGGCAAUUUCUCACAAGACUUCUUAUGGGGCGUCUCAUCUUCAGCUUACCAGAUUGAGGGUGGAUGGAAUGCGGAGGGGAAAGGACCCAGUGUAUGGGAUACAUUUACUCAGAAGCCAGGUAGUGGUAUUCCUGAAGAUGCAAAUGGCAAUGAAGCCUGUGACAGUUACAAAAGACUUGAUGAAGACAUUUAUAUGCUGCAAGCACUGAAGGUGAAGACCUACAGAUUUUCUUUGUCAUGGUCCAGAAUCUUUCCCAAUGGUAGACGUGCAUCCCUGAACCAAAAGGGUGUUGACUACUAUAACAGACUAAUUGAUGGUCUCUUAGUUAAGAAAAUCACCCCAAUGGUCACCAUGUAUCACUGGGAYCUCCCACAAGCUCUACAAGACAUUGGUGGCUGGCAGAAUGUAGAGAUGAUUGACAUUUUUAAUGAUUAUAGUGACUUCUGCUUUGCCACCUUUGGUGACAGAGUAAAAUUCUGGAUGACCAUGAAUGACCCUCAAGGACUUGCAUGGCUAGGAUAUGGAACUGGACAAAUCCCUCCAAACAUUAAGGAGCCAGGAACAGCACCAUACCAAGUUGCACAUAACUUAAUAAAAGCUCACGCUACAGCAUACCACACAUAUGAUGAGAAAUACCGCGCUUCUCAAAGAGGUAUGAUUUCCAUUGCCCUCAAUGCUGAAUGGGUUGAACCUAAAGAUAUCAAUGUUCCUCGUGAUCUUGUUGCUGCUGACCGUGCAAUGCAGUUCCAUGUGGGUUGGUUUGCCCACCCGAUUUUCAAGAAUGGGGAYUAUCCAGAGGCCAUGAAAGCCCAAGUUUUAGUCAAAAGUGAACUCCAAAGUCUUUCGCAAUCAAGACUCCCUUCUUUCACAGAUGAGGAAAAGAACUUGAUYAAAGGAACUGCUGAUAUGUUUUGUGUGAAUCACUACACCACAAGGWUAGUAACCCAUAUCACAGGUCUGCUGUCUCCACAUUCCUAUCAAAAUGACUGGGACUUCACAGAGGAACAAGAAAGUGGUUCACCAGCUACAGCCAUCAAAAACCAGAGAGCUGUAUCAUGGGGCCUACGGAGACUCUUGAAUUGGAUCAUGAAAGAGUAUGGAGACCCUGAAAUUUACAUAACUGAUAAUGGUGGGGCUACAACAGCAAAAACCUCUUGGGAUGACAUUGACAGAGUGUUGUUUUACAAGACUUACAUCAAUGAAGCUCUUAAAGCUUAUGAACUAGACGGAGUAAUGCUAAAAGGCUACACAGCAACAUCUCUCAUGGACUCCUUUGAGUGGUUAAAUGGCUAUACAGUUGGCUUUGGGUUCUACCAUGUCGACUUUACUGACCCAAACAGACCAAGAACACCCAAGUUGUCAGCUCAUUUUUACUUUCAACUUAUGAAAGACAAUGGUUUCCCCAUAACAGAAGAUGAGAAGAUGCUGUAUGGAGAGUUCCCUCAGGAUUUCCUUUGGAGUAGUGCCACGGCAGCUUACCAGAUUGAGGGUGGAUGGAGAGCUGAUGGAAAAAGUCUCAGCAUCUGGGAUAAAUUUGCUCACACGCCACUCAAAAUCUUUGACAGUGACAAUGGGGACAUUGCUUGUGACAGUUACAAUAAAAUAGAUGAAGACAUUGCAAUAUUGAAGCAACUUGGCGUUAACCAUUAUCGUUUCUCUAUAUCCUGGACGCGGGUACUUCCUGAUGGCACAACAAAUCACAUCAACGAGGUUGGAUUUCGCUACUAURACAGAUUGGUGGAUGCGCUGCUUGCUGCAAACAUACAGCCGCAUGUAACUUUGUACCACUGGGAUCUUCCACAAGCUCUGCAGAAUGUGGGAGGUUGGGAGAAUGACACUAUUGUYCAAMGAUUCAGGGAUUAUGCUGACGUUAUGUUCAGUCGUCUUGGAGAUAGAGUGAAACUUUGGAUCACCAUUAAUGAGCCCUAUAACGUAGCAAUGAUUGGACAUGGAUACGGAGUAGCCGCCCCAGGUAUUAGUUUCCGUCCAGGUACUCUUCCCUACAUCGUUGCUCAUAACCUUAUCAAAGCUCAUGCUGAAGCAUGGCACCUUUACAAUGACAAAUAUCGGGGUAGACAGAAUGGAAAAGUCUCUAUCACUAUCAACUCUGACUGGUCAGAGCCCAGAAACCCCUAUAAGCAAGAGGACAUUGACGCAGCAAGACGUAUAAUACAGUUCUACAUUGGGUGGUUUGCCCAUCCCAUAUUUAAUGGUGACUACAGUGAAAUGAUGAAGACAAUCAUUCGGGAACGCAGUCUUGCAGCUGGAUUGACUAAAUCACGGCUACCUGAAUUUACCCCAGAGGAAAUAAAGAGAAUUAAGGGGACCCAUGAUUAUUUUGGAUUCAACCAUUACACCACUGUCCUGGCAUUCCCUGUUGAGUAUGGAAAUCUUCAGCAUUAUGAUGCAGAUAGGGGUGCAGGGACAUAUGUUGAUCGUUCCUGGCUAGAUUCUGGUUCUGGCUGGCUGAAGAUCACGCCAUUUGGGUUGCGCAGAAUAUUGAACUUUAUUAAGGAGGAAUAUGGAAAUCCUACGAUUAUCAUCACUGAGAAUGGGGUCUCAGAGCGUGGGCCCACAGAUCUUAAAGACUCUCACAGGAGUUACUUUUAUGAAAAAUAUAUUAACCAAGUACUGAAAGCUUACCGGCUUGAUAAUGUGGAUGUCCGUGGCUACACAGCAUGGUCACUCAUGGACAACCUGGAGUGGGCCACUGGCUUCUCAGAGAGAUUUGGACUUUUCUAUGUCAAUCGCUCUGAUCCCAAUGUGCCUCGAGUGGCCAAGGAAUCUGUGUCUUUCUUCUCCACCAUCAUCAACUGCAAUGGGUUUCCCGACCCUGCAUCAGGACCUCACGAUUGUUUGAAGCCCAAACCUGAAGCAACAAAUGCUCCAGAAAAUGACAAUUCAGUGAACUUUCUGGGUCUGAAGCUCUCCGCUGAAGAAGCUGAAACCGGACUUAACACUACAUUUGCUCUGCUGCUUGUGGCAGCAACUGGAGCCAUUUGUUUGUCCAUCGGUUGCUUUGUCACUAAAAGAUGUUCAAAAUAA
Molecule: messenger RNA, 5059 nt
Organism: Poecilia reticulata (guppy)
Lineage: Eukaryota; Metazoa; Chordata; Actinopteri; Cyprinodontiformes; Poeciliidae
Source: RefSeq, a predicted model, not a curated record